AUGCUUUUAUAUCAUUCUUCUACUUCGUCGUCAUCUUCGUCGUUGUAUAAUGGGAAUGGGGUAUCGCCGCUUGACUUUAUUCCGGUAUCUAAGUACCGAACUCUACACAAUAAGGUCCGAAUUCAUUACAAAGAAGCCGGAGCCAGUAGUGCUCACGAUAAUGGAUCAACAACAGUCUUACUGCUCCACGAGACACCCAGUAGCAGUCACUCUUUCCGCAACUUGCUACCAGCUCUAGCAAGCCGACCCAACGGAUCAUCAUCUUCUUCAAAUCGAUCAGAACAUGAAAGCCCUGCGCUGCACGUGCUCGCUCCGGAUUUGCCUGGGUUUGGUGCAACUGAAACACCUGAGGGUUACACUUUUACAUUUGAUAAAGUUGCUGAGACUCUGGUGCUUUUCCUUGAAGCCUUGGGAGUUUCAUCGUUUGUUGUUUAUGGUGCAGGCGAAUAUGGAACCAUGCUAGCUUUACGGUUGAUGCCUUUCAAGCAGGGCAAGAUUCUUGGAAUGGUGAUUCAAAACGCAUCCAUGUUUUAUGACGACCGCACAAGUACAAGUAUGUUGGACUUGUUUCAAGAUAGUAAACAACAAAACAAUAAUACAAUCUUACAUCUUCCAACAUCACCAACAUCAAGCCAAACUGGCCACUCGCUAAAGUCUUGCUUCAAGGGUAGUCGCAGCAAUAGUUCAUCCAGUUUAGCGUCUGAAAGCAGUAACGGAAGCAGUGCGUUUGGUGAGCCAAUCUCACGCACUCAUUCUCGAGUAUCGUUUAGCGAGGUUGUGAAUGAGUUUACCUAUGACAAGCUCAACAAUUUACUUGUGACUACGACCUACCCUUCUGGGCUAUCAGGAUCUCCCGGCGAGGAGGAAACUCAAACCAUGGUUUUUGAACCGGAGGUUUUGUCCGAAGUGGUUCUCCAAGAGGCUAAGCGAGCAUCGUACUCGCUAGUACCUUUUGAUGAGUUUAAGAAAAUUUAUUUCCCAUCAAACAAGUUUCUUGCGCCAUCAUCAGCUCUACGUCCAGCUGCUGCUUCAUUUUAUUCUUUCUCAUCUGAUGAACCAGCUGUGGUGGAUCCACUCUUGUACACAAUGGAUUAUGCGCUGCUUCAUCAACGCCACGAAACAUUAGGGCACGUGCACGACUCUUUGUAUACAGACUACCUUGCGCUACGAAAGAAACUGCACACAGACGCGUCAGUGUGGUUGCGCACAAACAACAUGCCUAUUUUGGUAUUAUGGGGGAUGGGAGAUGUGCUAACGGUUGGUAAUGAUGAAUCUAUUUGUGAAUCAUACCGGCGCGAUGUGCGCAAUUGCACGGUGGAAAAGUUGGAAAAUGCAGGACAUUUUGCGCUCGAGCUGGCGCUAGAAAAAAUUGUAACAGCAAUGCGAAGGUUUCUCAAGGACAAUAUUAAGGAGCAUGGGUCUAUAUCAGGUUACUAG
Magnusiomyces paraingens is the source of this 1437-nucleotide messenger RNA. RefSeq lists its product as uncharacterized. Lineage: Eukaryota; Fungi; Ascomycota; Dipodascomycetes; Dipodascales; Dipodascaceae. The transcript has a single exon. Bases 1 to 1437 code for a protein of 478 amino acids. The record is from RefSeq and is a predicted model, not a curated record. Gene Ontology annotation, molecular function: epoxide hydrolase activity.